Molecule: messenger RNA, 1170 nt
Organism: Prorocentrum cordatum
Lineage: Eukaryota; Dinophyceae; Prorocentrales; Prorocentraceae
Source: the annotation of a GenBank genome assembly
GCUGCCGCGCUGACGGGCUCGAGGGCGGCGGCGCGCCGGCCGCGGCAGGACCUCGAAGGGGCCAUGAGCAUCUCGACCGGCAUCGUCGGCGAGGUCCGCUUCGAUGACCCGACCCACGCGGCCAUGGCGCUGCAGCAGCUCAACAACAGCGUCAUAGGGGGCUGCCAGAUCGAGGUAGCCCUGCACACGAUGAACAAUCCCGGCAAGACGAAGCUGCUGGUCAAGAACAUCCCGAACAAUUUUUCGUGGAUGGAUCUCAAGGACCACUUCAGACGUAUAGGCACCGUCGGUUACGCGGGCAUCUACGGCCAGGGCAAGGGCGGCGGCCCGAAGGGCGGCGGCGGCCCUGGCGGGGGCUCCGCGGACGCGCUGGCCGCUGCGCGGAUCGCAGCUGCCCAGACAGCCGACAUCAUAGCCAUGAGGCAGAGCGCGGAGAUGGCGACGGGGCCGAUGCCUGGAAUGAUGCCCAGCUUCGACAUGGCGGGGAGGGUCGACCCUCGUGGCGUGAAGCGGCCCCUCGAAGGCGUCUUCGAGCUCGAGCAGAGCGCCCAGCAGGCCGCCGCACAGCAGGCGGCGCAGCAGCAGCAGGCCGCGCAGGCGCAGCAGCAGGCGCAGCAGCAGGCGCAGCAGCAGGCCGCCGAGCAGGCGGCGAGGCAGGCCGCCGAGCAGGCGGCGCAGCAGGCCGCGGCGGAGGCGAAUGCGAGGGCCGAGGCCGCCCGGCAGGCGGCGGCGGAGGCGAGGGCGGAGGAGGCCGAGCGCGAGGCCAAGCGGGCCAGGCUGGAGGAGGAGCUGAGAGAGCAGCAGCGCAUCGAGGCGGAGAACAAGGCUAUUGCGGCGCAGUUCUCCAGCGAGGUGGGCAUGGACGAGCCGGCGCCCGCGGGCCCCUCGGACAAGUGCCGCGCCGUGGUGCGGUACUCCAGCCCGGUCGAGGCCUCGACGGCGGUGGGUCUCUUCAACGGCUUCGACAUGGGCGGCGACGCCAUCCUCGCCGCGCAGGUGGACCCGUGCUCGGUGGCGGGCACCAAGGUCGUGAUCACGAACCUGCCAGGCACGACGGAGUGGGCGGACAUCAAGAACUUCUGUUCCCAGGUGGGGACGAUGCUCUUCUGCGACGUGGAUAGGGACACGGGGCCCGUGGCGCCGCGGCCGCUGCCAGUGGUCGAGCUGAAG